CUCCGGCGUUUGGAGAGGACAGAAUAACGAACGUGGACGAUUCUUUUGAUCGGAUGUGCGGCGGGAUUGAAGACACUUCGGGAACAGGCGCAUGGGGGCAUGGCCACCCUGUGGAUGGGCGACUUGGAACAGUAUAUGGACGAGACUUUUAUCAAGCAAGCCUUUACUGCAAUGGGUGAGCCAACUGUUAAUGUGAAAAUCAUUAGCAACAGAAUGACUGGAACACUCGCAGGAUAUUGCUUUGUGGAAUUAGCUGACCAAACUGCAGCUGAUCGUUGUCUUCAUAAACUAAAUGGGAAGCCUUUGCCAGGUUCAAAUCCGCCCAAAAAAUUCAAGUUGAAUUAUGCAACCUAUGGAAAAAAAGCAGAUGUAGGCCAGGAAUAUUCCAUAUUUGUGGGCGAUCUCUCUCCUGAAGUUGAUGAUUUUCACCUCUAUGAUUACUUUGUGAAAAAAUAUCCAUCUUGUAGAGGUGGAAAAGUGGUGACAGACACAUCUGGAAACUCAAGAGGUUUUGGGUUUGUCAGGUUUUCUGAUGAAGCAGAACAGAAAAAAGCUUUGGAAGAAUGUCAGAACAGCAAAGGAUUAGGAGGAAAGCCGAUCCGAAUAAGCAUAGCAGUACCUAAAAGUGUGAAGACCAAGCCAGAAUACCAAUCAACUGCUACUUACAACUAUACACAGUACUAUCAGCAAUAUUACUCUCAAUGGGGCUACGAUCCCUAUGGCAGCUACAGCUAUGGGUACCCACAAUAUAGCAGCACUGAAACACCACCAGUAACCUCUUCCCUGAUCACAGAAAUGACACAACUGCCUGAGUUUCAGCAGAAUUCCAUAAUUCCUGAUGAAACUGAAGAGGAGCCAGUGGAAGAUCCAGAUCCCAAGUUGGAUAUUGAUGAAGUUAACAAACAAUUCAUGGAACAAAGUGAAGAACUAUAUGACUCUUUAAUGAAUUGUCACUGGCAACCCCUGGAUACAAUCACAUCAGAGAUUCCCACUGCAGUAUGAAGUAAUUGAGAAAUGCUAUUUCAAUUUCUGUAUGUUGAGCAGAUUGACCUUGUGUCUUUCAAAAUAUAUUGAAAAUAAACUGCAGUAAAAUUUUGUUUUUUUUAAACCUUGACAUGCCCUACUAAAUCUAUUUCCAAUGUACAUGUAUUUACUUCCUGUCUUUUUUUAAAAAAAGUAAUUCCAUUUGAUCAUAAAACAAAUGGCAAAAUGUGUUUUGAGGAAAAAGUCAAGUUUUUUGCUGCUAACAUCUAUCAGAAAUAGAAUAGAAGGUUUUAUCUAUAGAGAAUGGUUCCAUACUACACUCAAUAGUCCUUUUUAAUUGUAAAGGCUAUGGCUUAUUCAUUUUUUUGAUUGUGAACCAGUUAAAAUGAAAAGUUGUUUUUUUUUUU
Chiloscyllium plagiosum (whitespotted bambooshark) is the source of this 1391-nucleotide messenger RNA. It is a transcript of the gene trnau1apb, whose product is annotated as tRNA selenocysteine 1 associated protein 1b. NCBI's taxonomy places the organism in Eukaryota, Metazoa, Chordata, Chondrichthyes, Orectolobiformes, Hemiscylliidae. The record is from RefSeq and is a predicted model, not a curated record. Gene Ontology annotation, molecular function: RNA binding.